This is a messenger RNA of Porites evermanni, 558 nucleotides long. The record is from the annotation of a GenBank genome assembly. NCBI's taxonomy places the organism in Eukaryota, Metazoa, Cnidaria, Anthozoa, Scleractinia, Poritidae.
UCUCAGAUCAAGUACACAGAGCUCCUCAAGCUUGCAAAGCAGAUGAUGCAACAUUUCCAGAGAAUGACUAACAGUCAGCGCGAUUUAGCCGCUGCAUUUGCAGACGUAGAAAUGAAAUCACCUGAGUCGGUUGAGUUACAAUAUGGACUCAACAACAGCGUUGAGACUCAAAGAUCGCUGAUAAUGAAUGGUGAAAUUCUUCUAGGAGCGCUUAGUUUCUUCAUAUCCAACCUGACCACUCUUGUGCACACAAACAUGGAAGAUUCUAUUGUUACAGUGAAAGCAUACGAGUCCGCUAGAUUAGAAUAUGAUGCUUAUUUAACACACUUGGAGUCUCUGCCACUAGCCAAACAUCAGCAUGAUAUCCAUAAAGAGAAAUUUGACAAGCUUCGUACUACCUUAACGAUUAAGCUUGGAUUUUUAGAGGAAAACAAAGUUAAGGUGAUGCAAAAGCAAUUACUGCUUUUCCAAAAUGCUACAAGUGCUUAUUUUUCCGGGGACAAACAGGCCUUGGAGAACUGUGUGAAGACGUUUCAUUUCAAAAUUCCUAGAGAGUGA